AUGAAGACGUUCAUUAACACUUCUCAAAACACGGGCUUUGUUCUUAUUACGUUUACGUUCAUAAUCCUUUUUUCAAUCUUGGUCACGUUGAUCGAUGGUCUCAGUAGUUCUUUUACUCUCUAUUACGGGCAAGACGAAUUUUACAUUGCCCAGAAGUUUCGUAGUGUAUCACGAAAUUAUCAGUAUUAG
Molecule: messenger RNA, 189 nt
Organism: Acaulospora morrowiae
Lineage: Eukaryota; Fungi; Glomeromycota; Glomeromycetes; Diversisporales; Acaulosporaceae
Source: the annotation of a GenBank genome assembly